Molecule: messenger RNA, 2892 nt
Organism: Cricetulus griseus (Chinese hamster)
Lineage: Eukaryota; Metazoa; Chordata; Mammalia; Rodentia; Cricetidae
Source: RefSeq, a predicted model, not a curated record
AUGGCCCAGCUUUACUACAAAAAGGUCAAUUACUCACCAUACAGAGACCGCAUCCCCCUCCAAAUCGUGAGGGCUGAGACUGAGCUCUCUGCUGAAGAGAAGGCCUUCCUUAAACAGGCACUGCAGGAGGCCGAGAUCUACUACAAUGUCAACAUCAACUGCAUGGAUCCUUUGGGCAGGAGCGCCCUGCUCAUUGCCAUUGAGAACGAGAACCUAGAGAUCAUGGAGCUACUGCUGAACCACAGUGUGUAUGUCGGCGAUGCAUUACUCUAUGCCAUCCGCAAGGAAGUGGUGGGCGCUGUGGAGCUUCUUCUUAGCUACAGAAAGCCCAGUGGAGAGAAGCAGGUUCCCACUCUGAUGAUGGAUACCCAGUUCUCUGAGUUCACACCAGACAUCACUCCCAUCAUGUUGGCUGCCCAUACCAACAAUUAUGAAAUCAUCAAAUUGCUUGUCCAAAAGCGGGUCACUAUACCACGGCCCCACCAAAUCCGCUGCAACUGUGUAGAAUGUGUGUCCAGUUCAGAGGUAGACAGCCUGCGCCAUUCAAGGUCCCGACUCAACAUCUACAAAGCUCUGGCAAGCCCUUCCCUCAUUGCCUUAUCAAGUGAGGACCCCAUCCUAACUGCCUUCCGGCUGGGCUGGGAACUCAAAGAGCUAAGCAAGGUGGAAAAUGAAUUCAAGGCUGAGUAUGAGGAGCUCUCCCAGCAAUGUAAGCUCUUUGCCAAGGACCUGCUGGACCAAGCUCGGAGCUCCCGAGAACUGGAGAUCAUCCUCAACCACCGAGAUGACCACAGUGAAGAACUUGACCCACAGAAGUACCAUGACCUGGCCAUGCUGAAAGUGGCAAUCAAAUAUCACCAGAAAGAGUUUGUCGCUCAGCCAAACUGCCAACAAUUGCUUGCCACCUUGUGGUAUGAUGGCUUCCCUGGAUGGCGGAGAAAACACUGGGUAGUGAGCCUCCUGACCUGUAUGACCAUUGGCUUCCUGUUUCCUAUGCUGUCUAUAGCCUAUCUGAUCUCACCCAGAAGCAACCUUGGGCUGUUCAUCAAGAAGCCCUUUAUCAAGUUCAUCUGCCAUACAGCUUCCUAUCUGACCUUUCUCUUCAUGCUCCUCCUGGCUUCUCAGCACAUCGUCAGGACAGACCUCCAUGUACAAGGACCUCCCCCAACUGUUGUGGAAUGGAUGAUACUACCUUGGGUUUUAGGUUUCAUUUGGGGGGAGAUAAAGGAAAUGUGGGACGGUGGAUUCACUGAAUACAUCCAUGACUGGUGGAACCUAAUGGAUUUUGCAAUGAACUCCCUCUACCUGGCUACUAUUUCCUUGAAGAUUGUGGCCUAUGUCAAGUAUAAUGGUUCUCGUCCAAGGGAGGAAUGGGAAAUGUGGCACCCGACUCUGAUUGCAGAGGCGCUCUUCGCAAUAUCCAACAUUUUAAGUUCCUUGCGUCUCAUAUCCUUGUUCACAGCCAACUCCCACUUAGGGCCUCUGCAGAUCUCUUUGGGACGCAUGCUGCUUGAUAUACUCAAAUUCCUCUUUAUCUACUGCCUAGUACUUCUGGCUUUUGCCAACGGAUUGAACCAGCUUUAUUUUUACUAUGAGACCAGAGCUAUCGAUGAACCUAACAACUGCAAGGGGAUCCGGUGUGAAAAACAGAACAAUGCCUUCUCCACGCUCUUUGAAACCCUUCAGUCACUCUUCUGGUCUGUAUUUGGCCUUUUAAAUCUCUAUGUCACCAAUGUGAAGGCCAGACACGAGUUCACCGAGUUCGUGGGAGCUACGAUGUUUGGGACAUACAACGUGAUCUCCCUGGUAGUGCUGCUGAACAUGCUCAUUGCCAUGAUGAACAACUCCUACCAGCUUAUCGCCGAUCAUGCUGACAUUGAGUGGAAGUUUGCGAGAACGAAGCUCUGGAUGAGUUACUUUGAUGAAGGUGGAACGUUGCCACCACCUUUCAACAUUAUCUCCAGCCCCAAAUCAUUCCUCUAUCUUGGCAACUGGUUCAACAAAACCUUCUGUCCCAAAAGAGACCCGGAUGGAAGACGAAGGAGGCACAACUUGAGAAGCUUCACAGAACGCCAUGCUGAUAGCCUGAUACAAAAUCAACAUUAUCAGGAAGUUAUCAGAAAUUUAGUCAAGAGAUAUGUGGCUGCAAUGAUAAGAAACUCCAAAACAAAUGAGGGGCUAACAGAAGAAAAUUUUAAGGAAUUAAAGCAGGACAUCUCCAGCUUUCGCUAUGAAGUGCUUGACCUCUUGGGAAACAGAAAACAUCCAAGAAGAAGCUUUUCCACUAGCAGCGCUGAAUUCUCUCAAAGGGAUGAUACCAAUGAUGGCAGUGGAGGGGCUCGGGCCAAGUCUAAGAGUGUCUCUUUCAAUUUAGGCUGCAAGAAAAAGGCCUGUCAUGGGGCACCUCUCAUCAGAACCAUGCCAAGAGCCGGUGACGCUCAAGGAAAGUCGAAAGCUGAGUCAUCAAGCAAACGGUCCUUCAUGGGUCCCUCGUUCAAGAAACUGGGUCUCCUAUUCUCAAAAUUUAACGGCCACAACUCUGAACCCACUUCAGAGCCAAUGUACACGAUCUCCGACGGCAUCGCACAGCAGCAUUAUAUGUGGCAGGACAUCAGAUAUUCUCAGAUGGAGAGAGGGAAGGCAGAGGCCUGCUCUCAAAGUGAAAUGAACCUUAGUGAGGUAGAGUUAGGUGAAAUCCGGGGUGCUGCUGGGAGCAGUGAAGGCGCCCUGGCCUGUUCCAGCUCUCUUCACGGUGCAUCUGGCAUCUGCUCCUCAAAUUCUAAACUUUUAGAGUCAUCAGAGGAUGUAUUUGAAACUUGGGGAGAGGCUUGUGACUUGCUCAUGCACAAAUGGGGUGACGGACAGGAAGGACAAGUUACAACUCGGCUCUAA